Molecule: messenger RNA, 1116 nt
Organism: Ricinus communis (castor bean)
Lineage: Eukaryota; Viridiplantae; Streptophyta; Magnoliopsida; Malpighiales; Euphorbiaceae
Exons: 2
Coding region: 1-252 (83 amino acids)
Source: RefSeq, a predicted model, not a curated record
AUGAUUGGUGCAAGGUGCCCUAUUGUACUACCACGAGAAAGUGAGUCUAUGCUAUUAGGUUGGUGCUGCUGCAAAAAAAAAUAUGCCACUUUCAGUGAGGCCAUGAAGGCCCUGAAUGCUGCCGAUCAGGUUAUUCAUCCAUCAAAAGACCCAAAGUUGAAGCAGUAUCAUGAUGCCAAAUACCGAGUAUUCCGGGAGCUUUAUGAGCAGCAACUAUCUCAACGUGCAUUAAUUGCUAAAGCUUUGGAAUAGGUACUGCUGCUACUCAGGACUUGUGUAAACUUGUGCAGGAUCAUAAGAGUUUGAUAAAAUCUCAGAAAGAAAUCUUUGUAAAGUUGAUUGGCAUUUUCACCAGAUACAUAACCCAUUGAUUGGCAUUUAUAUCUCUUUUAUUUUUAAAUUUAAUAUCUCAAGUAAGCAUUUUUAUGGUAAUUGUUUUUUUUUCUCUCUACAUAUUCUCUACAAUUUUUACUAUUCACCAUCCUCUACCUCUAGUUAUCUCUAUGGAUGUCUAUGGUAAAGUCCUCUUUGAUCAAAUCCAACUCCAUUUCUAAGAUUAGUACCUUUAUAUCAUCUCUAAAUAAUUCCAUGAUUAGGUUAGUAGCUAAUCUUUAAUUUUAUUAAGUUUCAUGAUGAAGUGAGUAAGAGCUCUAGGUUACUUCAAAUGAUGAUUAUUGACUAUGUUGGGAUAUUUUAAUUUUUUUCUUUCAAUUGCUUUAUUUUUUUUAUGAUUGAAUUGAAUUGCUUGUGACAGUGUGAUGAGAAUUGUAGUAUGUAUUGCAUGUGGGGAUGGGUAAUAGGACUAGAACUUAAGAAUUUGUAAACUCUCAUUUGUCUAUUUUUUAUUAGAUAACCCAAAGUUCUCAAGCGCGCCGCAUGAAGCUUAGUUAUGGAGCAUCAUACUGUGAGUAAUAUAUUGUUUAUAUAUGUAUAUGCAUUAUCCGCUCUCCCCUUUGCAUUAAGCAUGCCUUUAAAUGCGAAAGAGAUUGAUGACACUUAGUGAUUAAUAUGAUAUGCAUGCAUGCAUUAUGUAAACAAUAGAUUUUAAUUGUAUAAUGAGAUUGAGUUAGAACCUCUUAGAUGAUGGGGCAAUCAUUGGACUAUGGGCGCAGGCUU